Molecule: messenger RNA, 288 nt
Organism: Mucor velutinosus
Lineage: Eukaryota; Fungi; Mucoromycota; Mucoromycetes; Mucorales; Mucoraceae
Product: Protein O-mannosyltransferase 2
Exons: 4
Coding region: 1-288 (95 amino acids)
Biological process (GO): positive regulation of DNA-templated transcription; regulation of transcription by RNA polymerase II; poly(A)+ mRNA export from nucleus
Cellular component (GO): DUBm complex; nuclear pore; SAGA complex
Molecular function (GO): chromatin binding; transcription coactivator activity
Source: RefSeq, a predicted model, not a curated record
AUGUCUGAUGCUGAGAAGAUGCAAACAUCAGUGAGCCGACUCUUUGUUGAGUCUGGCGAGAAGGAUAGAUUGUUACAAUUACUACGAGCUCGUCUCUCUGAUUCAGGAUGGACAGAUAGUUUGGAUGCAUACAGUAGAGACGUUAUCAAGUCCAAAAACCUAGAGGACGUCUCAUUUGAAGAUCUCAUCAAAGAGAUUGGCGAUCAUGGCAGAUCAACUGUCAGCGAGACCAUCAAAAAGGAUUUAUUAGAGAGCAUCAAGAAAUUCUUGGAUGAACAUCUCGAUUAA